AUGCGUGAAGAUCCAAGGGCCUUCAAGAGAAUGCGACUGCUGCACACGUGGCAGGAUGCAAGCCUGGGCAACCAGCUGCUCUCCCUCGUCUCCUCCUUUACCUACGCCCUCCUCACCAACCGCACUCUCCUCAUCAACCCUGAGUGCUUCCCUGCUCGUCUUCUCUGCAACCCCUUCCCCUACUCCUCAUGGGCUCCCCCCGCUCUCAACAGGGGUUCCUUCAACCACAUGAGGCUGAGAGCUGAGAAGAGGCGUGUGGGCUACAAUGCGUUUCAAGAACCAGGUGCACCUACAACCAACACCACGGAUGAUACUGAUGCGGCUGAUGCUCUGUUCAGCAACCUCAACUACUCAGUGAACGACACAGAUCUCGUAUUCUUCUGCUCGCAUGAGCAGGAGAGAAUCGCAGCCGUCCGUUUCCUGGCUCUGCUCACAGAGGAGUACGUUCUGCCUGGCUUGUACCUCGUGCCCGAAUUCGAUGCUGAGUUGGAGCUUUUAUUCCCCGACCGCCUGCCGCUGAUGCACGUGGGGCGCUACCUGCUGCACCCCGCCAACUACCUCUGGGAGGAAAUCACCCGCGCCUUCCGAGCCUACCUCGCCCCAUACCAACACAGGGUCGGCAUUCAGAUCCGUGACUUUACCACAGCCAGCAGCAACGAGGGUGAGGCCCUCGCUCGUGUGCUGCACUGUGCUGUCAACAUCUCCCACGGUCUUCCACCCGCCCUGUCUCAUGACCAGUGGCGGCUUCUGGCAAGCAACCAGAGUGCAGCCAACUCAAGCGAUAUGGAGCCAAUCCAGAAGGCAGCAGGAGUUGGCACUGUGCGUAGCGUUGGUGUGCUGGUGGCUUCUUUAAAGCGCUCCUACGUGGAUGCAUUGCACGAGGCAUAUGUGGAAGGGUUACCACUGGAGGGUUACAAUGUUGCAGUUACCAGUUUGAGUCAUGAGGGCGAGCAGAAGACAGGCGACCUGCUGCAGCUGGAGAGAGCUCUCAAGGAGAUGUGGCUGCUCUCCAUGUGCAAUCUGCUGAGUGACAGCUCCACCUUGGGUACAUGGCAGCCAGGCUGGCAGGAGUGCAGCACGUCUGUUGAUACCCUCCUCACCCGCCCUCAUGCCCCACCUCUCAGGACUCCCCUCACCCCCCAGCGACCUGCUGCUUGUGAGUGA
Closterium sp. Naga37s-1 is the source of this 1164-nucleotide messenger RNA. The record is from the annotation of a GenBank genome assembly. NCBI's taxonomy places the organism in Eukaryota, Viridiplantae, Streptophyta, Zygnematophyceae, Desmidiales, Closteriaceae.